AUGACGACGAAAUCGAAACGACUGGGAUUUCAGCUAAAGACUUUUGUUUUGAUAGCCUGGUUAUCAAUCCAGAGCGGCGACGGGUACAGCUGCCCCUACGGCCAGCACUGUGCCCUAGAACCGGCUCCACCAGGCAGGACUCCGCCCUGUGCACAACCCGGGCUUACUUACUGUGUGCACCCUGAUCCUUACCCAGAGAAAAUAAUCCGCCAGCUCAUAGAAGCAGGACAGUACGACAUCAGCACUCUUCUGUCGGAUGAAACCCGUGACGAAUUUUCGUUAAAAAAAAACGACUACCCUUACGAUUACGGGCCCAAUUCACUGCCCCACGUCGACCAGAUCUCCUUGGUCAAUGACCCUCAUUAUCAAAAAAACUACAAGUUUCAUACGAGGUAUAAUCAUGACAUAUUUUCUCAGAAAACGCCGCUCCAGCCGCCAACAGCGAGCGACCCCACUCCAUACAACAUCAACGCCUACCACGCAAGCAACUUCUCAAAAUUCGGUUUCCAUGGUUACUCCCCAAACGGUUACUGGAACCCGACCAGGAGUUUUGGAGAUUAUGACAAAAAGGUCCUAAGACAGGGUCCGUUCACUCAGAAUUUCUUUGAACCGACUAAUUUUUAUCCGAACUAUGAGAGCAAUGAAUGGUUUCGUCCGUCAUCUUCUGGAGUGUCGCAGUACAAUCCUAAUGAGUGGUGGAAAUACAUGUCUCCAUCCCGCUCAGACGUGACCGUAGAGAGAUCGGUGACGUUUCCCACUCGCACGUCAACGGUACGCAGACGCAAGAGGAACGCUGAGUUGGUGAAGGCGGCUGAAAAACGAACUUUAACUGGAGCUGAAGCGUUGAGGAUAGCUUUAGGACUUGCUAAUGAAGAUUCUUCGGCAGAACGCCGCCGGCGACAAGCAGCAACACCAACCACACAGACUCUAUGCUCAGUCCGAACUGAAUUCAUACCUAUUAGGGCGGCCCUCAAUAACAAAGGCAACUGGAAAUAUGUCGUUAACAUGCCCGAUAACAUGUCACAACUUGUACGAGCUGAGGUUUGCACAUCUACGUCAUGCAGUGGAUUAUGCACAGUGCCACCUGGAUAUACUUCACGGUGCGAGCAAAAAUAUAUUCAAAAACGUUUGGUCGCUCUUCAGUCAAGUGGACAAAAUCUUUACACGGACGUAUUUUGGAUACCGAGCUGUUGCCAAUGCACGUUUACCGCUACUUCAAAUUGA
This is a messenger RNA of Spodoptera littoralis (African cotton leafworm), 1224 nucleotides long. Lineage: Eukaryota; Metazoa; Arthropoda; Insecta; Lepidoptera; Noctuidae. The record is from the annotation of a GenBank genome assembly.